This is a messenger RNA of Gadus chalcogrammus (walleye pollock), 2916 nucleotides long. Its product is annotated as protein FAM13A-like. The coding region runs from base 297 to 2237 and encodes 646 amino acids. The record is from RefSeq and is a predicted model, not a curated record. The transcript has 13 exons. Gene Ontology annotation, biological process: signal transduction. NCBI's taxonomy places the organism in Eukaryota, Metazoa, Chordata, Actinopteri, Gadiformes, Gadidae.
AGGGAGGAGGGAGAGAAAACCAGCCACUAAUGUGUGUCAAUGGUUUGGAGCACACAGACUUUCAAUGAAGACCGGCUUAUUUUGAGGGAGUCCCUCUCUUCUUCUUUCUUCUCCAUUUGGGAUUAUCUGUUUUAGUUUGUGGUAGAAAUCGUGAGGAUGAUGAAACCUAGUCCUGACUGUGGAGGAAAGUUUAAAGUGGUGUCCCUUCAAGAAGGAGUGAGGAGAAAGUAGGAAGAGGACGAAGAAGGAUAGGAGUAUUUUUUUCUCUUCAUCCUUCCCUACUCCUCUGUUGGAGAAUGGGGGCCGGAGCUCUGACUAUCUGUCACCACAAGGCCGCCGUGCAGGUCAAGGAGGACAUGAAGAAGAUGGUACAGCUCCCCAUGCUCAGGCCCUGGACCAUCACCGGCAGCACCUCCAGUUCCAACAGCGUCGCCACCACCACAGCCAUCGCCACUGCGGAGGCCCAGGGUAGCAGGCAGUUUGGAGUGCCCCUGUCGGAGCUGUGCGCACUGGGCUUGGUGGCGGAAGAGUACGGGGUGCCCAGAGUGGUGCACAGGAUGGUGGAGCAUCUACGCACGCACGCCCUGCAUCAGGAGGGCCUGUUCAGGGUGAAUGGGAACGUGCGGGCCGUCGAGUCCCUGAGGCAUCGCCUCCAGAGUGGUGAGGAGGUGGACCUGCUGGCCGAAGGGGACGUCUGCACCGUGGCCAGCCUGCUCAAACAGUACCUCCGGGAUCUCCCAGAGGGACUGGUCCAUUCAGCUGUACAAAACGCUCUAAUAGAGCACUAUCAAGAGCGUGGCGAGGAAGGCUCGCGGGGGGACCUGAAGGCGCUGUUGGGGCGGAUGCCGGACGUCCACCACUGCCUGCUGAGCUACCUCUGCCGCUUCCUGACCGAGGUGGAGCGUCACCACGCGCACAACCGUAUGACCGCCCUCAACCUGGCCACUGUGUUCGGACCCAGCGUCUUCCACGUGUCUCCUGGGUUUGAGGCCAUUAAGGAGCAGAAUAUCUGCAAUAAAAUCAUGGCCGAGCUCAUCCAAAACUACAGCAACAUCUUCGACAGCAGCCCCGAUGGAGACCAAGAUGGCCUCACUGGCCAUUUACCGACCCUCAUCAUUGUCAAGGAAGUUCCCUUGAUGAAUGUGGACAGCGAUCGUUCCCCUGCAGAAACAAGUCCCAGGACCCCAAAGACACCGGUUCAUGUCAAGAAAAAGGUGAAGAAGGGAACAGGUGACGAGGUCUCAGUGAUCACACCACAACCCAGCUUCUCUGCCGAGCUGCCCCACAUGAGGCGGCUGGUCCCACAGCCCAGGGGCCACAACCUGGAGCCCAUGGAGAUGACCCCCCAUCCAGCCUCACCUCCCUCAAACACCAGCCCCUCCUCCAGCGUGGAUCUCCCCGACUGCUUACCAGAAGAGGAGCGAGCGAUUUCUCCAUUCUAUAUGAGUAAUCACCUAUCUCCAAUACACUGCAGACCCGAUGUCACCAAUUUUCUAGACCGCACCAUACGGGCAGCGGUACAACAGCAUCUCUUUGAGAUAAACUCCCUUGACUGUCCCCGUGUACCGGGACCUGGUUUGCGGGGACCUGGUUUGCCGGAAACUGGUUUGCCAGAACCUGGUUUGCACGGACGUCGUUGGACGGCACCUGCUUUGCAGUUACCCCAAGAGGAUACUACUUGCUUUAGUCCUCCGCCGUGGACGUCUAGUGCGAGGCAGAGACGUCGGCAGAAGAGAGAGCAGAGGGAAGAGGAGGAGGGCGAGAGGGAGCCAGAGAGAAGCAGGUCCACGUCGUCUCUCAGGGCAGACCUCCAGAAGGAGAACAUACCGUUGGAUGAGGACACCUAUGAUGCACUCAGCGAGGGUAAUGUAGCUUCUAGACCAGCUAAACAGCGGACCCAUAGAGUCAGGAACAACCAGCCAAACACCCAGCAGCACUGUGUCCCAAAACCCUGGAAGCCCAGGGCCAGCCCCACUCUGGCCCAGCAAGACCAGAACCAGGACACCCCUACGGUACAGGCUCAGGAAUGCUGCGUGGCGGGAAGUGCCUCUAGAUCUGAAGGAUUCACCAUGGAUGACCCUGCCCCCGGGAGGAGAAGGAAGGAGAGCAGGACUGAAAAUGGCCUUCCUCCUCCACAGGUAACUGCCCCCUUACCGACGUACACACAGGCACACACAAACACACACACACACACACACAUACACACAUGGUUUCACACCUGUUUAGAUGUGGCAUGACCGUGCACAGACAUGGCUGUGUUUGUCCACUGGGGUGACAAUCUUGCAUUACAGGAAUGCAGGAAUAUAUAUUUAUCGUCGUACAUGUUCUAAAAGCAUUGUCACACAGAAAUAAAGUGAGGAAUGAAGGUUUAGUCAGUUCAGCAGACCGUCACAUGUAAUAGUCAAAGUCAGUGUCGUUUCUUGUUAUAUGCCAUGUUUAACACUGGAUCAUUUCAUUACUUGGGAAAUGGUAAGCUUCCAAUACCUAGAAGGCAUGAGCAAGAAUAAUAAAUAUAUAUUUAGUCUGAUACGAAUUUAAUAACAAUUAAUAUAAAAUAAAAAUGGGGAACAUAGAUCCCCAUUUGGUUCCUCUUGAUGACCUUGUGUUCAGCAACCCUGCCGUACCAGGCAGUAGUUCAGCUAAAGAGGAUGCUCUCAGCGGGGCACCUGUGGUCUAUGAGGGCUGUGGCAGACAUACCAGGAAGUACAGGCGUUUUUGGGCAGAUAUUACCACAGAGUCCGCUUGCCUGGAUCCGGUGAGGUAUCCCUCCCGCCCCCACCCCCAGAAGCCAACGUUGGCUGUUCAAUGUUGGUCCUGAUGGGUAUCACCAGAACCAGAUUUAAACUCUGAAUGGGCCACAACCAUCUCAGCAUGUUGACACGUAGGGGUGUUGUACCAGCGACGAUCUCCAAUGGA